Nelumbo nucifera (sacred lotus) is the source of this 2565-nucleotide messenger RNA. NCBI's taxonomy places the organism in Eukaryota, Viridiplantae, Streptophyta, Magnoliopsida, Proteales, Nelumbonaceae. The record is from RefSeq and is a predicted model, not a curated record.
AUGUUGAACCCACCGGCACAGGCACAGGCACAGCUUCUCUCCUUGCUCUUCUGCAUCUGCUGCUUGUCGACAUUGGUGACUGCUCGAUAUGGAGAUUCUGAAUCCAAAGCUUCGAUUCCCAUCGGCGUGAUUCUUGAUUUGAAUUCAACAGUCGGGGAGAUGGCCGAGACCUGCAUCAGAAUGGCGCUUUCUGACUUCUAUGCUGCUCAUACAGAUUAUAGAACGAGACUGGUUCUUCACACCAGGGACUCCAACGAGGAUGUUGUUGCCGCAGCUUCUGCAGCUUUAGACUUGUUGAAAAAUGAUAACGUACAAGCCAUCAUUGGGCCACAAAAAUCAGCACAAGCUAGAUUUGUGAUUGAUCUUGGUGACAAGGCUCAGGUGCCCAUCAUUUCUUUCUCCGCAACCAGUCCUUCUCUUUCACCCAUUCAAAAUCAUUUCUUUGUUCGGACAACCCAAGAUGAYUCAUCUCAAGUGAAAGCCAUUAAAUCCAUUUUCCAGAAUUAUGGAUGGAAAGAAGUUGUCCCUAUCUACGAAGAUACUGAUUAUGGGAAUGGAGUCAUACCUUAUCUAAUUGAUGCUUUCCAAGAAAUUGAGGUCCGUGUGCCCUACAGGAGUGUGAUCCCUCUAUAUGCCAAUGAUGAUCAAAUACUGGAAGAGCUUAAUUUGUUAAUGACCAUGCAAACUAGGGUAUUUGUGGUGCACAUGACAGCUUCUCUUGGUUCUCGCUUUUUUGCAAAAGUAAAGCAGGCGGAAAUGAUGAGUGAAGGAUUUGUAUGGAUGACUACAGAUGGCUUAUCUAGUCUACUGGAUCCAAUGGAUCCCACUGUCAUUGACUCCAUGCAAGGCGUAUUGGGUUUGAAACCUUACAUUCCAAAGUCGAAAAAUCUUCAUGAUUUCAAAAUUAGAUGGGAGAAGGAAUUCUCCUUGAACAAGCCAAAUAGAAAAAUAGGAGAGUUGAGUCUCUUCGGGUUGUGGGCAUAUGACACAGUCUGGGCAUUGGCUAUGGCAACAGAGAGAGUUGGAGCCAUGAAUACUAGCUUCAUUAAGACAGAAAGUAGUGAACAUUCAACAGAUCUUGCAACCCUUGGAUACUCACAGAUGGGUCCAAAACUUCUGCAAAAGAUCUUAGCUACUAGAUUUAGAGGAUUGGGUGGUAAAUUCAAUUUGGUUAAAGGGAAGUUACAGCCUUCAACUUUCCAAAUCUUCAAUGUGAUUGGGAAAGGAGAAAGGGUUAUUGGAUAUUGGUCAGUAGAGAAAGGACUUCAUCGAGAUUUAAAAGGGAAGAGUAAAUCAAAUUCAGUGAACAAUCUUAGCACACCAAUCUGGCCAGGAGAUUCAACAAUCACACCAAAAGGUUGGGUUAUACCCACUAAAGGGAAGAGGCUAAAGAUUGGAGUUCCUGUGAAAGAUGGUUUCAGUGAAUUUGUGAAGGUCAYCAAUGAUACUACUACCAAUGCGAAAUCUUUCGAUGGUUUUUCCAUUGAUGUUUUUCGUACCAUAAUAAACAGAUUACCAUUUGCAGUCCCUUGUGAUUUAUUUCCCUACAUGAAGCCCAAUGGACAAAGUAUUGGGAGUUAUGAUGAACUCCUUUAUCAGGUUUAUCUCAAGAAAUAUGAUGCGGUUGUGGGAGAUACGACAAUCGUCGCCAACAGAUCRUUGUAUGUAGAUUUUACAUUGCCAUACUCUGAAUCAGGGGUGUCCAUGGUGGUUCCAAUCAGAGAUGAGACAAGCCAAAAUGCUUGGAUUUUCUUAAARCCUCUAAGCUGGGAGCUUUGGUUGAUGACUGGUGCAGCUUUUAUCUUCACAGGUUUUGUGGUGUGGAUUCUGGAGCAUCGUAUAAAUUCAGAUUUCAGGGGACCUCCCACACAACAAGUCGGCAUUAUCUUUUGGUUCUCCUUCUCAACGCUUGUGUUUGCACAUAGAGAGAAAAUAGUUAACAACUUGUCAAGGUUUGUGCUGAUUAUAUGGGUGUUUGUGGUGCUCAUCCUARCACAAAGUUAUACCGCAAGCUUAACGUCUAUGUUGACGGUACAACAGUUAAAACCAACACUAACCGAUAUUAAUGAACUCAGAAAGAAUGGGUUCUAUGUGGGAUACCAGAAGGAUUCCUUUGUCAAAGGGCUCCUAAUAAAAAGGUUGAAUUUGGAUGAAGACAAACUCAGGGCUUAUAGCACUCCUGAAGAGUAUCACGAGGCCUUAUCUAAAGGAACUCAGAAUGGUGGAGUUGCUGCAAUAAUCGAUGAGAUACCCUACAUCAAGCUUUUUCUUGCCAAGUAUUGUUCUAAAUAUAUCAUGGUUGGGCCAACCUACAAGACUGAUGGAUUUGGUUUUUUUUCUCUAGUAUUGUUCUUGAACUCAAUCCAUCUCAGCCAGUUGCUAGAGAUUCAUGUUGUGCGUCAGUGCUGUGAAAGACGAUGGGGGCUCGUGAAGGAAGAGAGGAAAAAGAAAGGGAAAGAGAAAAGCAACAUGUUAAUCGAACAACUAGGGAUAACACCGACAUCACUUGGUAAAUCCCCAUUCUCCAAAGAUAGAAAAAGAAAGCAGGCUCUCAAAUUCACAUAA